Messenger RNA from Endocarpon pusillum Z07020, 393 nucleotides. RefSeq lists its product as uncharacterized. Gene Ontology annotation, biological process: vesicle-mediated transport. The record is from RefSeq and is a predicted model, not a curated record. NCBI's taxonomy places the organism in Eukaryota, Fungi, Ascomycota, Eurotiomycetes, Verrucariales, Verrucariaceae. Gene Ontology annotation, cellular component: Golgi membrane. The transcript has a single exon. The coding region runs from base 1 to 393 and encodes 130 amino acids.
AUGCCUGUAUGUUCACAAACACCACAUUGCCAGAUCUUCGGGUUGCCGGGAGAUACUGUGAAUGAUUUGACUGACAUCUCACAAAGUGUCUCCGGCUUCGUCCUCGUCUUUAUCGAGAUCCCCCUGCUCCUACGAAUCUGUCCGACCUCCGCCAAGUUCGAUGCCUUCAUCCGGCGCUUCACGACCAAUUACAUGCGAGCCGCCAUCUACGGUGUCAUGAGCCUGAUACAAUGGUUAAGCUUAAUAGUUGCACGCAGUGGUAGCAGUUUGAUUGCGGCUGCAGUGGUGCUCUUGAUUGCAGCAGCAUUUUAUGCAUUGGCCGGUUUGAAACAUCAACAAUUCGUGGGGAGCAAGACCCUUGGUGGGCAAGGUGUUGCGCAGAUGAUUGUUUGA